AAACCCGAAGCCCCGCUGCCUCCAGAGAAGCGUAGCCGUGCUGCAAGUCGAUUGUCCUCGUCCUCCGUGGGGUUUCUAUCCGGCCGCCAUCGGCGUAGAUCUUCAAACAGCGCGCCGUGUGCGGGACGUGACAGAGCAACAUGGACCCACGAAAGAUGUUCGAGCUGAAGGGCUUCGUGCAGAGCUGCGAGUCCAACCCGGGGAUCCUGCACCUGCCGGAGAUGAGCUUCUUCCGGACCUGGCUGCUGGGCAUGGGAGCAACGAUCCCUCCUGCACCCCCGACUGAGGGGUCAUGCCACGGUGGAUGUCCCUGUGGACCUCCCCCUGCAUCAGCUCCUUCUUCUGAGCCCAAGCCUCCGACACUGUCCGAGAGCGAGGAGAGUGAAAUAGAAGUCAACGACGAGGGAGUGAUCGAGCCAGACACCGAUGAACCGCAGGAGAUGGGAGACUUUGAAAAUGCUGAGGUCACAGAGGAGAUGAUGGACCAGGCCGAUGAGAAGAAGAUGGAGGCCAUCAAUGCUCUGGGAGAAGGUGAUUUACAGAAAGCUCUGGAUCUUUUCACUGGAGCCAUCAAGCUGAAUCCCUGCUUAGCCAUCCUGUACGCCAAGAGGGCAAGUGUCUACAUCAAGAUGCAGAAACCAAAUGCAGCCAUCAGAGAUUGCAACAGAGCCAUCAGCAUCAACCCAGACUCUGCACAGCCGUACAAGUGGAGGGGGAAAGCUCACAGGCUGCUGGGACACUGGGAGGAGGCAGCAAAGGACCUGGCCACAGCCUGCAAACUGGACUACGACGAGGACGCCAGUGCCAUGCUGAAGGAGGUCCAGCCUAAGGCGAACAAGCUUAUUGAGCACAGACGCAAAUAUGAGCGCAAGAGAGAAGAAAAGGAUGUCAAGGAGAAAACCGAGCGGGUAAAGAAAGCAAGAGAGGAGCACGCAAAGGCUCAGAGGGAGGAAGAAGCACGACAGGCUGGAGGAGGAUUCUUCCCAGGAGGUGCGGGUGGAUUCCCAGGCGGAGCCAUGCCAGGCGGGUUCCCAGGAGGAGCCAUGCCAGGCGGAGGUGCGGGUGGAUUCCCAGGCGGAGGCCCUCCUGGCAUGGGCGGCAUGGGCGGCAUGGGCGGUCUUGGUGACCUCCUGAAGGAUCCCGAGCUUCUCAAUGCCAUGAAGGACCCUGAGGUGAUGAUUGCCUUCCAGGAUGUGGCGCAGAAUCCAGCCAACAUCUCCAAGUACCAGAGCAACCCCAAGAUCAUGGCACUCGUCACCAAGCUCAGUGCCAAAUUUGGAGCCCCACCACAACCAUAAACAAGAAACACACCAAAGGAGUGGAGAGGAGAAGGGGAGAGUGAAUACGUGGUGAAACAAUCUAGGGAGCCAACAAUUAUUCCACUGUGUGCAGAUCAAACGUGGGGGGGGAAGUGGGUGGCAGUUUAUUUGGUGUAAUGUCCAGAAGGUGGGGCUAUUUUUUAAUGUUCUGCAUCAGCCGUUCAGCACUUAGUGAUGUCUCAACCAAGCAACCAAUCGGUUAGGAGUCAGGUCUCUGACGCUUCUCCGCUGGCACCUCACUUAACCACAGUUUGAUAUUUCUUAACCUGUAUCUGGAGAAGCUAAACUGGAAAGCCCUGCUUUUUGACGCUAGCUCUCAAACCUUUUUACAGGCAUUUAAUACAUGGUAAUGGUUUAGCUAUUGUGUUUUUUUUCUUCCUCUGAACAGAGAAACGUUUUGUUAACAGAUCUAUUAUAAAUGCAAAAAUGUGCUGUUCUUAAUUUCUCACCCUAUUGGGAAAAUGAUUCACGAUAAUAAAAUACUGAAACCUCUGUUCCUGCAAA
Limanda limanda (common dab) is the source of this 1823-nucleotide messenger RNA. RefSeq names its product ST13 Hsp70 interacting protein (gene st13). Gene Ontology annotation, molecular function: Hsp70 protein binding; protein dimerization activity. The record is from RefSeq and is a predicted model, not a curated record. The coding region runs from base 141 to 1298 and encodes 385 amino acids. The transcript has 13 exons. NCBI's taxonomy places the organism in Eukaryota, Metazoa, Chordata, Actinopteri, Pleuronectiformes, Pleuronectidae.